AUGCCGGACCAAGAUAUUUGCAGUUACAUUAACGAACCUCGUCUUGUGGCCAGAAAGUUCUUGGCCAGACCUCAACAUGAAGGUGUUGGGGCAGUUGUUAGAAGAAGCAUAGGGAGAUUUGAGCUCAAGUACUUUGAUCCCUUCCUUGUCUUGGAUGAAUUCUCAGUCACUGCUCCUGCUGGGUUUCCUGAUCAUCCACACAGAGGCUUUGAGACGGUCACAUACAUGUUGCAGGGAGCUGUAACGCAUGAAGAUUUUGAAGGACAUAAGGGGACAAUUGAAGCUGGUGACUUGCAAUGGAUGACUGCAGGGAGAGGGAUAGUUCACUCAGAAAUGCCUGCAGCUCAAGGAACCCAAAAGGGUCUCCAACUCUGGAUAAACCUAGCUUCAAAAAAUAAAAUGAUUGAGCCAAGGUACCAAGAAAUGUUGAGCAAGGACAUAGCUGAAACUAUGGUAGAUGGUAUAAAAGUUAGGGUUAUAGCAGGGGAAGCUCUUGGAGUAAAGUCAGCAAUCUACACAAGGACACCAACCAUGUAUUUGGAUUUUUCCCUUAAACCUGGGGCACACUUGCAACAACCUAUACCAAAAUCUUGGAAUGCUUUUGUGUACAUAUUGGAAGGAGAGGGUGUUUUUGGGAACAAAAAAUCUCAACCUGUGACAUCUCACCAUAUACUACUUCUUGGUUCUGGGGAUGGCCUAGAAGCAUGGAACAAAUCUCCUAAGGUGCUUAGGUUCAUUUUGGUUGGAGGGGAACCAUUGGGUGAACCUGUGGUGCAAUUUGGACCCUUUGUGAUGAACACUCAAGAAGAGAUUGACCAAACAAUUGAUGAUUUUGAAAACUAUACCAAUGGAUUUGAGAAAGCAAGACAUUGGAGGUCUGAAAGUGCACUUAGUCUUGAUUUUUGAAUUUGUGUAGUGUCACAUUUGUUGGUUGAUUUGGAAAAGAUGGGAGGAAAAAUAAGUUGUGAUGUAAAUUAAUUGGAAUCUAUGAAUUAGUCGAAGAAUUUCUAUCCCUUUUAGAUAUUUAUUAUGUCAAUAUCAUUUGUACGCGUAAACUAAAAUCCACGUGUAGUAAUUUAAAAGAAGAGUUAAAUUGUUGUA
This is a messenger RNA of Cajanus cajan (pigeon pea), 1101 nucleotides long. RefSeq names its product pirin-like protein. The record is from RefSeq and is a predicted model, not a curated record. Lineage: Eukaryota; Viridiplantae; Streptophyta; Magnoliopsida; Fabales; Fabaceae.